UAGAAUUCAAGUAAAACUCUUCCCAAUUUUGCAGUGAAUGUGUUCUGCACCACAGCACUGCUGGCUUUUCCAGAUGACCAGAGCCUAUUGCCAGCUGUCUAAGCUGAAGAACAGUAAUCCACUUCUUACUGCCAUGAGGAAAAUGUACAGCCUCGUUCUCUUUGUGGUGGGCUCCUUUUGUCUGAACGGAAGCAUGGCAGCAGAUGCUGAAGAAAAACUAAUGAACCACCUACUGAGUCCUGACAGGUACAAUAAGCUAAUUCGACCAGCUGUCAACUCCUCCCAGUUGGUAUCCAUAGAACUGCAGGUUUCCCUGGCACAGCUCAUCAGUGUGAAUGAACGGGAGCAGAUCAUGACUACGAACGUCUGGCUGAACCAGGAGUGGAUUGAUUAUCGGCUGGCUUGGAAGCCCUCUGACUAUGAAGGAAUAAAUAAGCUGAGAAUACCUGCAAAACACAUCUGGUUGCCAGACAUUGUGCUUUACAAUAAUGCGGACGGCACGUACGAGGUCUCGCUGUACACAAAUGCCAUUGUAUCGAACAAUGGAAGCAUUCGCUGGUUGCCCCCAGCCAUUUACAAGAGUGCCUGCAAGAUUGAGGUGAAGCAUUUCCCAUUUGACCAACAAAACUGCACCCUCAAGUUCCGCUCCUGGACGUACGACCACACAGAAAUUGAUAUGGUGCUUAAGACUUCCACGGCCAGCAUGGAUGACUUCACACCAAGCGGAGAGUGGGACAUUGUAGCACUCCCAGGAAGAAGGACUGUAAACCCUCUGGACCCCAAUUAUGUCGAUGUGACAUAUGACUUCAUUAUUAAAAGGAAACCACUUUUUUAUACCAUCAAUCUUAUCAUUCCCUGUGUGCUAAUUACAUCCUUAGCCAUCCUAGUAUUCUACUUGCCUUCAGACUGUGGUGAAAAAAUGACUUUAUGCAUAUCUGUGUUGCUUGCCUUGACUGUGUUCUUGCUGCUGAUCUCCAAAAUUGUCCCUCCAACAUCUCUAGAUGUUCCACUGAUUGGCAAGUACCUCAUGUUUACAAUGGUGCUGGUGACCUUCUCAAUAGUUACCAGUGUCUGUGUGCUCAAUGUCCACCACAGAUCUCCAAGUACUCACACUAUGCCCCCUUGGGUAAAGCUGGUCUUCCUUGAAAGGCUCCCGGCCUACCUGUUCAUGAAGCGCCCAGAAAAUAAUUCGCCACGGCAAAAGCCAUGUAACUGCAAAAAGACAAAAGCAGAGAAUCCUUGUAUGGAGCCAUCUGACUUCUACAAGAACUCUACCUAUUUUUUGAAUACAGCUUCUGCCAAAAGAUAUGAUAUGAAAGUCUCUGAGACACCUGACAAUGUCAGCAGUCAUCGAGAUUUUAGGUUAAGAACAGGUGCGAAAUUUUCUCCUGAAGUGCGAGAAGCAAUUGAUGGAGUCAGUUUUAUAGCAGAGCACAUGAAAAGCGAUGACAACGACCAGAGUGUCAUUGAAGAUUGGAAGUAUGUUGCCAUGGUAGUGGACAGGCUGUUUCUCUGGAUAUUUGUCCUUGUUUGUGUCCUGGGGACUGUUGGAUUAUUUCUGCAACCGCUUUUUCAAAACCACACUGCUGCCAUAAACCCUUAGCUAUUAUUUUAAAUGUCAAUACUUACACAGACUGGUCUCAUUCUACUCUCAGUUCCCCUUUGUUAACUCCACAAAGGUGCCAAGUGAGUUGCACUU
Messenger RNA from Camarhynchus parvulus, 1699 nucleotides. RefSeq names its product cholinergic receptor nicotinic beta 4 subunit (gene CHRNB4). Gene Ontology annotation, molecular function: acetylcholine-gated monoatomic cation-selective channel activity; transmembrane signaling receptor activity. Gene Ontology annotation, biological process: nervous system process; signal transduction; chemical synaptic transmission. The transcript has 7 exons. Gene Ontology annotation, cellular component: postsynaptic membrane; neuron projection; synapse. NCBI's taxonomy places the organism in Eukaryota, Metazoa, Chordata, Aves, Passeriformes, Thraupidae. Bases 38 to 1603 code for a protein of 521 amino acids. The record is from RefSeq and is a predicted model, not a curated record.